AUGUCAAAUUAUAGCAAUUGUAGGGAUUCAUAUGUGCAAUAUCAACAUCUUGCAAAAUCACAUAACGUUUUGUACCAUGAAUGGAUGGAUGAUGGUGCAUUACCAACACCAGAUCAAAUAUUAAGAAAUUUACCACAUAGAUCUCGUGGUAGUGAUAAUGGUGCUAUUGAUCAAGAUGAUACUAUGAUAACUAAUGAUAUUGAAAGUACUGUAGGGUUUACUGUCUCAGAUAAAUAUUGGGAUUUCUUUUGUGAUGAUGAGCAAUGGGAAAUCUUUCAUACUGCUAAUUUAACAGUCGAACCUAAUGGAAAUUUAAUGUUUAAUAGAAUGAUAAGUGCUCAGGGACCAUUAAACACAGUAAGUGGAUCUGUAGGAAGAAAUAUAUAUCGAGCUGAUGAUGAUAAUCAUAAUAAUAGUAAUGAUAAUGGUAAUAAUAAUAAUAGUACUACUAAUGAUGAUGGUGCAGAUACAGAUCAUCAUGGGGAUAAUAAUCAUGAUAAUGAUAAUCAGGAUAAGGAUAUUGUAGUUGGAUCUGCAUUCGAUCGAAGAACGUUACAACAAAUUAAGCAGAAAGUUAAUGGUUGGACAAAUGGAUUCCCAAACUUUACAUAG
This is a messenger RNA of Maudiozyma saulgeensis, 612 nucleotides long. The record is from the annotation of a GenBank genome assembly. NCBI's taxonomy places the organism in Eukaryota, Fungi, Ascomycota, Saccharomycetes, Saccharomycetales, Saccharomycetaceae.